GCCAGUGAUAAGAGAACCUUGACUACACCAAGUUGUGUUCACGUUUCUCCGGAGCGGACGAAUUUGAUGAGUGCAUCUUAUCAAGUAAAGUUUAUUAAAUUAUAAAGAUCGCUCCGUAUAUUAUCUGCCGACGAUUAGGCAUUAGAUUCUUGAGAUUAGUCAGCAAUUCGUAUUUUCUUCAUUUUUCUUUCUUAAACAAAACAAUGGAGCUUGGAGUCGUCGAAAUUUUGAUAGGCAUGGCUCUAUUGUUCCUGGGCUUUUAUUAUUACCUCACGUCCAAUUUUGACUUUUGGAAGAAGAGACAAGUUCUAGGACCAAAGCCAAUUCCUAUUUUUGGCAACUUUAAAGACGUAAUACUUGGAAAUAUUAACCCAGCAUUAUUAGUUCAGAAGUUUUACGAUGAAUUCAAAAAUGAGCAGUUUAUAGGAUUGUUUAGCAGAAGUUCUCCCUCCCUUAUGAUUAAAGAUCCUGAUCUCAUUAGAGAUGUAUUAAUAAAAGAUUUUAAUGUGUUUGCUGAUCGUGCUGUCGCUUCGAUUCCGAAAAACGAUCCAUUUAGUGAAAAUCUUCUCAAUUUAGAACAUGAACGUUGGCGGCCUUUGAGAAACAGAUUAUCGCCGAUAUUCACCUCCGGCAAACUAAAAGAUAUGUUUUAUUUGAUGGUCGAUUGUGCCCAAAAUCUUGAAGAGUACGUUAAUGAGUUAGUCAAAAAAGAUCAGCCAGUCGAAUGUCGUGAACUAUCUGCAAAAUUUACAACUGAUUCGAUUGGAGCAUGUGCGUUUGGGCUAAACACUAACGCACUUCAUGAUGAAAAUAGUGAAUUUCGAAGAUUCGGUAGAGACUUGUUUGCAUCAACACUAAAAAAUAAAUUCAGAAGAUUAUUACGUGAGUUGUUUCCAAAGCUCUAUGCGAUAUCUGGUCAAUGGUUGCAAAAUGAUGCGACUCUUUUCUUUAUAAGAUCUAUUAAAGAAACUACAGAAUAUAGAAAAAAGAAUAAAGUAAGGAGGAAUGAUUUUGUGGACUUGCUAAUGGAUUUACAAAAUCAACCGGAAAAGUUAAGUACUUUUGAAUUCACAGAUAGUUUAUUAACUGCUCAAGCUUUAGUAUUUUUUAUUGCUGGAUUUGAAACUUCGUCUACUACUAUCAGUAAUGCAUUAUAUGAACUAGCUUUUCAUCAAGAUGAACAAGAUAAGUUAAGGGAGGAAAUAAUAAGUGAACUUAAAAAAAAUGAGAAUAAAUUAACUUAUGAAAGUAUUAAAAGCAUGAAGUACUUAGAUAAGGUUGUCAAAGAAUCUCUAAGAAAAUAUCCGCCUGGAAGUAUUUUACGACGAACAUCACUGGCUCCUUACACUUUUUAUGGAUCAAAAGUAACGAUUCCUAAGCACACUCCAGUUUUAAUUCCAGUUUGGGCAAUACAUCGUGAUCCUGAAAUUUAUCCUAAUCCGGGUGAAUUCGACCCUGAACGAUUUAGUGAAGAAAAUGAAAAAAGUAGACACCCAAUGCAUUACUUGCCAUUUGGUGACGGUCCACACAAUUGUAUAGGAGCUAGAUUUGCCAAAUAUCAAACUAAAAUUGGCAUCGUUGCAAUAAUAAAUAAGUUUAAAGUAGAUGUAUGCGAUAAGACGUGUCGCACUUAUUUUAUUGAGAAUCGAUCGAUUAUUCCUACACCUGUAGGUGGAAUACAUUUGAAAAUUACGAAAUUGUAACUAAGUUCGAUAUAUAAAAAGCCGA
Messenger RNA from Nasonia vitripennis (jewel wasp), 1728 nucleotides. RefSeq names its product cytochrome P450 6AS33 (gene CYP6AS33). The transcript is spliced from 5 exons. The record is from RefSeq and is marked validated. Bases 204 to 1703 code for a protein of 499 amino acids. Gene Ontology annotation, molecular function: iron ion binding; monooxygenase activity; oxidoreductase activity, acting on paired donors, with incorporation or reduction of molecular oxygen. Lineage: Eukaryota; Metazoa; Arthropoda; Insecta; Hymenoptera; Pteromalidae.